Molecule: messenger RNA, 1469 nt
Organism: Linum trigynum
Lineage: Eukaryota; Viridiplantae; Streptophyta; Magnoliopsida; Malpighiales; Linaceae
Source: the annotation of a GenBank genome assembly
GUAGCUCCAAACUCCACCACAAGCCAUCCAACCAAAUCACAAAGCAAACAGAAGAAGAAAAAGAGAUUCCAAAUUCCCUCAAUAGUCGUUCCACUCAAACAUCAACAGCUUUUUCCAUUUCGCUACAAAUGGCUCCUGAGAUCACACCAAUCGCCAACGGCACCCUGACCACCGCCGCCACCACUCUGGCGAAGCAGCCCAGCAUAUCCAAGUGCGCCUAUGUCACCUUCCUUGCCGGAAACGGCGACUACGUGAAGGGCGUCGUCGGCCUCGCCAAGGGACUCCGCAAGGCCAAGAGCAAGUACCCUCUCGUCGUCGCCAUCCUCCCCGACGUCCCCGUGGACCACCGCCGGAUCCUCGUCUCCCAGGGCUGCAUCGUCAGGGAGAUCGAGCCCGUCUCCCCGCCGGACAACCAGACCGAGUUCGCCAUGGCGUACUACGUCAUCAAUUACUCCAAGCUCCGCAUCUGGAAGUUUGUGGAGUACAGCAAGAUGAUUUACCUGGACGGCGACAUCCAGGUGUUCGACAACAUCGACCACCUCUUCGACCUCCCCGACGGCCACUUCUACGCGGUGAUGGACUGUUUCUGCGAGAAGACGUGGGCCCACACCCCGCAGUACAAGGUCGGGUACUGCCAGCAGAGGCCCGAUAAAGUCAAUUGGGCCGUCGACAAAAUGGGCCCGAAGCCCGCUCUCUACUUCAACGCCGGGAUGUUUGUCUACGAGCCCAGCCUGGCGAUCUACGACGAGCUGAUGAAGAAGCUGAAAAUCACGCCGCCGACUCCCUUCGCCGAGCAGGAUUUCCUCAACAUAUUCUUCAGGGACGUCUACCGGCCGAUUCCGAACGCGUACAAUCUCGUGCUCGCGAUGCUGUGGCGCCACCCAGAAAACGUCCAGCUGGAAAAGGUCAAAGUCGUCCACUACUGUGCCGCGGGAUCUAAGCCAUGGAGGUAUACAGGGGAGGAAGAGAACAUGGAGAAAGAGGACAUCAAAAUGCUGGUGAAGAAGUGGUGGGAGAUUUACGAGGACGAGUCGUUGGAUUACGGGAACUGGGUCGGGUCGGAGGCGGCAGCGGUGGUGAAUCCGGAGGCGGUGAAUGUGCAGCCGUUCCUGGCGGCAUUGUCGGAGGCUGGAGUUCUUCAUUACGUUACAGCGCCGUCGGCCGCGUAGGACCGGCGGGAUGAUUACGAGUAAAUUACUAGUGUGUUUUGUUCAAUUAAAUUGUUAAAGGUUAGAGCUCCGUGGAAUGGACGAGAAGCUUUUGGUUUUUUCCCCGUUGAGGAUUUUCAGCAGUUGCAUAGUUUUAAGGUGUGCUUUUUCUUUUUUUGAGGGAGUGGGCCAAGGAGACUUGAAUUUGGGUGGAGCCGUGGAGGAGAUUUUAAACCUCUGCUAAUCUUAUAGGAUCCAUUUCUGUUUUUUGGAUUUUUGGUUAAAUACUACAAUUACUAUUAAUGAAAGACAUAUAUUAUU